GCUUCCUUGGCUCUCAGCGAGAAGAAGCAAAAGAGAAAGCGAAACAGAGCUGAACUGAGUGGAGAGUGAGCUUACCAAUGGAGCUUCCUCGGGGCGCCCUGCUGCUGGUGCUGCUCGCCGUCGCCGUCUCCGCCUCCUCCACCGCUGCCACACUCGCCGUCAAGGCUCCGGUUCCAGCUCCUGCCCCUGCCCAUGCACCUCCUCAACCCAAAGACCCUGAAGGCCUCCUCAUCAAUGGCAACUUCGAGACGGCGCCGAGGAAGGUGAACAAGACCAUCAUCGUCGGCCGCCACUCGCUGCCGGGGUGGACGCUGAGCGGCCACGUCGAGUACGUCUCCGGCGGGCCGCAGCCGGGCGGCAUGUUCUUCGCGGUGCCGCACGGCGUGCACGCGCUCCGCCUGGGGAGCCACGCGUCGGCGUCGCAGAACGUGUCCGUGCGCCCCGGCGCGCUCUACGCCUUCACCUUCGCCGCCACGCGCACCUGCGCCCAGGACGAGGCGCUGCGCGUCGCCGUCGUGCCGUCGCUCUCCGCGCCGGCCGACGUCGCCGUCCGCACGCUCUACAGCGCCGACACCGCCGACACCUGGGCGUGGGGCUUCCGCGCCUCCUCCGCCGUCGCGCAGGUCACCUUCUCCAACCCCGGCGUCCAGGAGGACGCCUCGUGCGGACCCCUGCUCGACGCCGUCGCCAUCAAGGAGCUCCCGACGCCAUACCCAACCAAAGACAACCUGAUCAAGAACGACGGCUUCGAGAUCGGGCCGCAGGUGUUCAAGAACUCGACGGUGGGCGUCCUCCUCCCGCCGAAGCAGAAGGACACGACGUCGCCGCUCCCGGGCUGGAUCAUCGAGUCGCUCAAGGCGGUCCGCUUCAUCGACGCGGCCCACUUCUCCGUCCCGGCGGGGCAGUACGCCGUGGAGCUGGUGGCCGGCCGGGAGAGCGCCAUCGCGCAGGUGAUACGCACGGUGGCGAACCGCGCGUACAACCUGUCGUUCGUCGUCGGCGACGCCAAGAACGGCUGCCACGGGUCGAUGCUGGUGGAGGCGUUCGCCGGGAACGUGACGCAGAAGGUGCCGUUCGAGUCCACCGGCAAGGGCGGGUUCAAGCCGGCGAGCUUCAGGUUCGUCGCCGUCGGCGUCCGCACCAGGGUCACCUUCUACAGCUCCUACUACCACACCAAGGCGACGGACGGCGUGUCGCUGUGCGGCCCGGUGCUGGACCAGGUCAAGAUCCAGCCAUUGAAGGCGUGAUCGAUAUCCUCCUCCUCGGAUUCGGAUACUGCUGGUGAGGUGUAUGAACACCAUCGUGUGUAUGAACUCUGUGCUGGUGAUUUGGGUUGGACAUUGUGGAUGCUGCUGCUGCUGCUGCUGCUGCUGCUCAUCUCGUGUGCAACUAUGCACGAGGAGCGAACUGUCGUGUGAUCUAGCUACACUUUGUGUGUGGUUUGUGACCUGGUUAUUGCUGUAAUGUCGUUAUCGAUCGUUGAUAAUGUGCUCAACCGGAUCGGCCAUUGCUGCUGGUGUCACUGGUGUUCUCCGGCGUGU
Messenger RNA from Oryza brachyantha (malo sina), 1541 nucleotides. RefSeq lists its product as uncharacterized. The transcript is spliced from 3 exons. NCBI's taxonomy places the organism in Eukaryota, Viridiplantae, Streptophyta, Magnoliopsida, Poales, Poaceae. The record is from RefSeq and is a predicted model, not a curated record. Bases 78 to 1247 code for a protein of 389 amino acids.